Molecule: messenger RNA, 462 nt
Organism: Entrophospora sp. SA101
Lineage: Eukaryota; Fungi; Glomeromycota; Glomeromycetes; Entrophosporales; Entrophosporaceae
Source: the annotation of a GenBank genome assembly
AUGGUUAAAUUCUUUCAACACACUUUUAGAUAUGAAUAUCCAUGGGAUAAUGUAACCUUGGCAUUUUGGAUGCGGUAUCCAAAUCCAUUUGCUUCUCAUGUUGAAAGCGUGGAUGUGAUUGAUAGAUAUGUUGAUCCAAAGAAAGGCAUAUUAAGAACCACAAGAUUGAUUUUGAAGCGUGGAGUUGUACCAAAAUGGGGAAGAGGGGUUACUUAUAUUCUCGAAGAAUCCAUGAUUAAUCCAAAAACUCAAACAAUGAUCACAUUAACAAAAAACAUAACACACGCUAGAGUUAUGCAAGUGGAAGAACGGCAAACUUUUCGAGUUGAUCCAAAUAAUCCUGAACACACUCAAGUCACAACUGAAGCUAGAGUUAUUAGUAAUUUUGGUUGGGGAUUGACCGAGCGAGUUGAAGGUUUUGGAAUUAAGAAAUUUUCAGAUAAUACUACAAAGGUAGAUUAA